Gadus chalcogrammus (walleye pollock) is the source of this 2180-nucleotide messenger RNA. It is a transcript of the gene wee2, whose product is annotated as WEE2 oocyte meiosis inhibiting kinase. Gene Ontology annotation, cellular component: nucleus. NCBI's taxonomy places the organism in Eukaryota, Metazoa, Chordata, Actinopteri, Gadiformes, Gadidae. Gene Ontology annotation, biological process: mitotic cell cycle; protein phosphorylation; regulation of meiosis I. The coding region runs from base 121 to 1776 and encodes 551 amino acids. Gene Ontology annotation, molecular function: magnesium ion binding; non-membrane spanning protein tyrosine kinase activity; ATP binding. The record is from RefSeq and is a predicted model, not a curated record. The transcript is spliced from 12 exons.
UUAUUUAUAUUUGGCCAAUCGGAUGGCUGGAACUGUUAAGGGUGUGGCGUGAUUAAUUGUUCAGGAAGCUAUUAACGUACCCAGCGCGAAUUUCAAGCGUGGUGGUUGUUUGCCCCGAAGAUGACGAUGGUGUUGGAUGGGAUCGCCCAGCGGAUAGAGUUCUGUAGCUCCGGAGACGAUGGAAGCAGCAGUGAUGAAGUUUUUGACUACUGCCUCUCUAGGAACUCCUCCAACCAGAGUUCAGGUUCUGCUUGCAGGACCCCCAGGGUGAAUCGCCAACGCAGUAGAAGUAUCGCACAAUCCUUCAGCCCUAUCCCUUACACGGCCUUGACAAAUCUAAGGCUCUUUGACUCUCCAAGUACACCGAAGAGUCUUCUGUCUAAGUCGUCUGAUCCUCACUCCAUCUCCAAGUUAAGAGUUAGUCAAAGAGUCCUGCGAUCGUCCCUUAAGUUUGCAGACUCAAGCCUUGGGAACAGCCACACUCCUGAUGUCAACGUGAACCCCUACACCCCCAGCACCCUUACCAGAGGCAGUGAGCCACACAAGAGGAAGAAUUUUAGAAGUGACGACGAUGAUUAUGAACAUGAGUAUGCUCAGAGAUUGAAACACACCCUUGAAUCGUCUGAGGAGGAGGAUGAUGAAGCCUUCCUCCCGCCAAAGAGGCAGGCUGUCCAGGCCUUCAUGCUGUCACGGUACCAGAGUGAGUUCUUGGAGCUGGAACAAAUAGGAAUGGGGGAGUUCGGAGCCGUCUUCAAGUGUGUGAAGAGACUCGAUGGCUGCUUUUACGCCAUCAAACGUCUUCGCAGACCGCUCGCAGGAUCAGCAAAUGAACAGUUGGCUCUAAAGGAAGUUUACGCACACGCCGUUCUUGGCCUUCAUCCUCACGUAGUUCGCUACUAUUCGGCAUGGGCCGAAGAUGACCACAUGAUUAUUCAGAAUGAAUAUUGUGAUGGUGGAAGCUUAUACGACUCCAUUGUGAAGAAGGAGGCCCAGGGGGAGCUGUUCUCAGAGGAGGAACUCAAGGACCUUCUCCUGCAGGUGUCCUUGGGUCUGAAGUACAUCCACAGCUCAGGCCUCGCCCACCUGGACAUCAAGCCAAGCAACAUAUUCAUAUGCCAGCAGAACGGCAAAAGUGCAGAGUAUGAAGGGGACACUGAUGAAGAAGAUGGAAGCUUUUCAGCAGGCGUCAUCUAUAAAAUCGGGGACUUGGGUCAUGUGACCAAAUUCACCAGUCCAGAAGUUGAGGAGGGAGACAGCCGUUUUCUUGCCAGUGAGAUUUUACAGGAGGAUUAUAGCAAUCUCACUAAGGCAGAUAUCUUUUCCCUGUGUCUCACUGUGCUGUUGGCUGCUGGUGCUCCACCUCUGCCCCAAAAUGGAGAUGAAUGGCACAGCCUUAGGAAGGGUCAGUUGCCAAGCCUGCCCAUGGAGCUCUCUACUCCCUUCAGAAGCCUUCUGCAGUUGUUGCUGGAUCCUGACCCAACCAAACGUCUGUCCGCUCGAGCGCUGUGCAAGCACGUCGUUCUGAAAAAGGAGCAGACAGGGAGACUUGCCACUGAGCUCCGUAUAGAGCUCAAUGUGGAGAAGUUCAGGACAGCCAUGCUUGAAAAGGAGCUCCAGGAAGCCCGCUCAGCAGCGCUGUCCCCAAAGCAGGUGCUUCCUGCAGGCCUGCAGGGACCGACCAACAGUGGGUCUCUACUGAAAGCGGGGAAGAGGCUGAUAGGUAGAAACUCAGGACGGCGAUCCAUGAGCUUUGGCUGUCCGGGGUCUGCAUUUUAAUUAUCAGCGUGAGGAUUAUGCCGGCCCAUUGGACUUCGGAAACGGCUCCUCCUUGUGGGCCAUGUCUGUAGUGAGAAUUUAACUGUACCUUGCAGCAGAAAUGUUUUUUCCGACUAAAUGUGACAACAUAGUCCUGAUGGCAAUAUGAGAACGCCAUCUCCAUGCUCAUUCAUUCAUAGGUGGUGGCUGGCUCUCGUCAAAUUAUCUGGAGGAAACUUCCAGGACAUCAUGGAAGUUUGUAAUUCUGACGAACUCUGGCAGAUUUUUUCAGGGCUACAUUUAAACUAGACCGACUUUUAUAACAGUUUGUAACACAAGCAUGUCCUAUAUUUGUUUUACUCUGUAAAUAAAUUUUUAAGCAUUUUAUCGAACAUCACAUUGGUUGUUUUGUGUAUACUGUUAAA